CUCCUAACAAAUAUCUCCGCAUCGAAAGUGACAAAAACACUUAUGUUUGGAUUCAGAUCUACAUAUAUGUCGAGAAAUCUUUGUACAUGUAAUCAAACACACAUGUUAUGAUGUACCGAGUCAGUGUCAUGGUAUCGUCGUCAUUGACGCCUAUAUCUAUUUAGAAACGACGUCUCUACACUCUAGGCUUCGGACACGUCAUCUCCCUCGUAAUUACCGAACCACCAAAAUCUUCUCAAGAGUUUUGUUUCUUUGUCUACCUUUUCAGUUUUUAAGAGAAUUUGAAGAUGGAUUCCGCAGAGAGCGAGUACAGGUGUUUCGUCGGAGGCUUAGCUUGGGCCACCGACGAGCAAUCUCUCGGAAGAACUUUCAGUGAAUUCGGAGAAGUUCUCGAUUCCAAGAUCAUCAUUGAUCGUGAGACAGGGAGGUCCAAAGGGUUCGGAUUCGUGACUUUUAAAGAUGAGGAAUCGAUGAGAGCUGCGAUUGAGAGGAUGAACGGUCAAGAACUUGAUGGUCGGAACAUCACUGUCAACGAGGCUCAAGCUCAAAGUAGUCGUGGUGGUAACGGCGGUGGAUAUAAUCGAGGAGGAGGUGGUUACGGAGGCGGCGGUUAUGGAGGCGGGGGUGGUUAUGGAAGUGGUGGGGGUGGAUACGGAGGCAGGCGUGAUCAAGGUGGAUAUGGAGGUGGUGGUGGAGGAUACGGAGGUGGUGGUUAUGGAGGUGGGCGUCGUGAGGGUGGUUAUGGUGGUGGUGGUGGUGGUGGCGGAGACGGAGGUUACGGUGGCCGAUCCGACAGUGGAAACUGGAGAGAAUGAGCCUUGUGUCUCUGUUUGCUUUUGGCUCUGGUUUUGAUCUUUUGUUUAUUUGGUUUGCAUAUGUAAAAAAAUAAAAUAAAACGUUUGCUGCUUUGUUAGAUUGAA
This is a messenger RNA of Brassica oleracea var. oleracea, 920 nucleotides long. Its product is annotated as glycine-rich RNA-binding protein 10-like. Bases 288 to 815 code for a protein of 175 amino acids. The transcript is spliced from 2 exons. The record is from RefSeq and is a predicted model, not a curated record. Gene Ontology annotation, molecular function: mRNA binding. Lineage: Eukaryota; Viridiplantae; Streptophyta; Magnoliopsida; Brassicales; Brassicaceae.